This is a messenger RNA of Doryrhamphus excisus (bluestripe pipefish), 4543 nucleotides long. RefSeq lists its product as uncharacterized. Lineage: Eukaryota; Metazoa; Chordata; Actinopteri; Syngnathiformes; Syngnathidae. Gene Ontology annotation, biological process: telomere maintenance; DNA repair. The record is from RefSeq and is a predicted model, not a curated record. Gene Ontology annotation, molecular function: DNA helicase activity; ATP hydrolysis activity.
GCACACCGCCGCUUGGGUCGGCGUACAGAGGUCAUAAUAAGGCGCCAAAUAAAUGAAAUUUGGAUCAAUCCGUACAGCAAACCUCUGCUGAAAUGCUGGAAUGCAAACAUGGACAUCCAGUAUGUAGUUGAUGCAUAUGCCUGCGUAGUGUACAUCAUUUCGUACAUUUCCAAAGCUGAAAGGGAGAUUGGAUUGCUGCUGAGUAAUGCCCAGAAAGAAGCAUCCAAACAGGCAAACGUCAGUGCCAAAGUUUGCCGUUUAAUGACAUGUGCUUGGCACAAUUUGCUUCGGAAUACCGCAUCAUCAGCAAAAACGAAAGGUCGGCAUCCAAAAUAGAACUUAAAAACAACUACGGACAUGUGACAAAACGUACACGGACCAAACCUGCCGUAGUACGCUCUGCGUGUUUUUCUCAAACAAAAAACCCAGAGUUAUACUAUCGUAGCCUUUUGCAGUUGUAUCUGCCAUACCGGGUGGAUUUGCAGUUAAGACCUGCCAACUGCCCAACAUUUGAAGAGUUUUACAACAACGGUGCAAUCAGAUUAAAUGACGGGUCGAUGCAUUCUGUCCGAUCCAUCGUGGAUGUAAAUCAACAACACUUUGACAGUAGCGGGGAUGAACUGGACAGCAUCCAAAGAUCUAUUGAUCACAGCGGUGUUGCUGAGGAUGCGUGGUGUCUGUUGUGUCCCGAACAAGAAUUAGAACGGCUACAGUGUGAAGAAGAGCGUCAGAAAAAACAUCAAUUAGUAGAAGAAGAGGCAGAAAUAAUACCUGAUUUGGCAAAUGAAAAUAGACCAGCUCUAAAUAUCCAAAAACAAAACUCAUUGAGUCGAAAUGAUGGCUUGGCAUUGAUCCGCUCCCUAAAUAACACUCAAAUGGACAUUUUUUUACAAAAUUAGACAGUGGUGCCUUGAUAAAGUAGGUGGGAGAAAACCCGAGCCUUUACACUUAUUCAUCACAGGUGGUGCCGGGACAGGAAAAAGCCACCUAAUUAAAGCCAUCCAAUAUGAGGCUACCAGGUUGUUGUCAACAAUGUGUCGGCAACCGGACAAUAUUUCUGUCUGUCUAGCUGCACCAACAGGGAUUGCUGCUUACAAUUUGAAUGCCACAACAAUACACAGCACAUUGAGCAUCGGCAAGGAUACCCGUUUGCCUUACACACCACUGGGUGAGGAAACGGUGAAUUCCUUGCGUGCCAAGUUCGCGGACCUCCAAAUUUUGAUUAUCGAUGAAAUAUCGAUGGUUGAUCACAAGUUGUUGACGUACAUUCAUGGUAGGCUCCGACAAAUUAAGCAAACCGGUGACUAUGCUGCAUUUGGCAACGUCAGCAUCAUCGCAGUCGGUGAUUUUUACCAGUUACCGCCAGUCAAAGGAAAGCCUCUUUAUGUCGAAGACGCCACUUUCAACUUGUGGGCAAAUCUUUUCAGUGUUGUCGAACUGACAACGAUAGUCCGGCAAAAAGAUAAUCAGUUUGCAGCAUUGCUAAAUAGACUCCGCAAACAUCCAAAAGGCGCGGCGUUGUUGGAAACAGACAUAGAACUUUUGAAACAGCGCGAAACGGGUGAGGUCAGCUCCGCGUUACAUGUGUUUCCAACCAAUCAACAAGUAAACGAAUACAAUCUAAAACAGCUUUUCAGGAUCUGUCCGGAGUACACGACGAUAAAAGCUGAGGAUUUCAGCCAAAACAAAAAAUCCGGUAAAUUAGAAAGAAAAGUAGGGCACCACAGCAAAGUUUACAACACGUGUUUAGAGGAAACUCUGCACAUCGCUAAAGAUGCACGUGUAAUGCUUUGCAAAAACAUCGAUAUUGACGACGGCUUAGUUAACGGGGUUAGUGGCACUGUCUCUGAUGUUCUUUUCCAAAAGGAUGACACAUUUCCGAGUAAGAUCUAUAUAAAGUUUGAUGAUGCCAAAGUAGGUCAACAAAGGCGCGCACAAACUGCUGAGUCUGUCACGCUAAAAGACAGUACAUUUAUUCUGCCAGAGGAAGAAAAAGUAACUAAAAGUGGUGGCAUGCGUCGCCAGUUCCCUCUGAAGCUCGCUUGGGCUUGCACGGUACAUAAAGUCCAGGGUGUUACCGUGAGCAAUGUAGUUGUGUCUCUAGACAGGGUGUUUUCCGCAGGGCAGGCGUAUGUUGCAUUGAGUCGGGUCACAGCUUUAGACGGUUUGAUUAUUGAAAAGUUUAAUGCCGAAAAGAUUUACUGUAAUGAUGCCAUUAAGAAUGCUGUAGGUAGGAUGCCAGCAUUUUUGACAGAAAGUGAACCAACACAAACAAAUGUACAACCACCACAUUUCACAAUUUAUUUGAUGAAUGUCCAAAAUUUGACAAAACAUGCGUCAGAUUUGGCAGCAUGUACACAGCACCUGCAGCCUAACUGCAUCGCUGUGACAGAAACGUGGCUGCCAACGGCAUGUACACCCAGCAGUGUAACCAUUCCUGGGUAUCAUUUCCAUAGCCAACCACGAUGUUUGUCUUACUCCAGCAGUAACCCUGCUUUGGUAGAAUUACAAGGGCAACAGCAUGGCGGAGUUGGCAUGUACAUUGCAGACCACCUGCACUGUAGUGUUGUCUCCGCCCCAAACUUCAACUUGGAAGUUUUACUGGUGAACUGCUCCUCACCCAGUGUGUUAAUAGCAGUUGUGUAUCGACCACCCUCCUAUCCAAUGGCGUUGUUUCAAGGUCACCUUGGCACGCUGCUGGAUUGGUUGCACCAGGAGUACGCCAGCAUUGUCGUACUGGGAGAUUUUAAUGAAAAUUUGUUAAAAUCUUCCACUAUCAGCACAUUCAUGGCUAGGAAAGGGUUCUGCCAGUCAGUCAAACAUCCUACCACAGAAAAGGGUACACUAAUUGACCAUGUAUAUGUCAAAACAUCACACUUUGAUGUAGAAUCGGUUGUGAUGCCCACUUAUUUCAGUGAUCAUGAAGGGAUUUUGUGCUCUUUUAAACACUAAAUUUAAAACGCACACACACGCACAUACACAUUCCACUUCAGCGUUCUUCUGGCAGUCUUAUGGUGUAAGUGUAGUGUAUAGUGUAAAAUAGGUUUAGGUUCAACCAGUGGACAAUUUACAAUCCACGAGUUUACUUGCCCACGAGAACGGUGGAUUGUAUUUGUCAAUCACUGAAUGAACGUGUAAGUGUAGUGUAUAGUGUAAAAUAGGUUUAGGUUCAACCAGUGGACAAUUUACAAUCCACGAGUUUACUUGCCCACGAGAACGGUGGAUUGUAUUUGUCAAUCACGGACUAAAAGUGAAAUCACUGGUCAUAGUUAAGAUCCCAGUUUCUGUCAAACCAGUAAAUUAACAUGUAAAUAUUGUAAACAUGUAAAUAUUGUAAACAUGUAAAUAUUGUAAACAUGUAAAUAUUGUAACAUCUGCUUGUAUUUUAAAUAAUGUAAAUAUGUAUAUAUGUAAAUAUGUAUAUAUGUAAAUAUGUAUAUAUGUAAAUAUGUAAAUGUGUAUAUAUGUAAAUAGUACCUGAUGAAAUGAUCCCAGUGCUGCCUCACUCACCUGUCCUCUUGUCUUGAUAGUUACCGCCUGUCUGCCUUAAAGUUAAAUACUAAAGGGAUUCAAACCUUUUUCAACAGUUAUUUUUCUAACCAAAUUGUAUUAGUCAAUCACGGCCGCAAAAUUCAACCACUGCCCAAAAUUAAGAAUCAAAGGGAUUAAAACUAAGACUUUUCUGAACACGUUGGUAUUUUUCUAACCAGUGGACAUUUUCCAAUCCGCGAGUUUACUCUUCCGAGAACGGUGGAUUGUGUUUGUCAAUCACUGGCGAAAAAUACGUUUUUUCAGACACGGUAAUGCAAACAAUGAGGGCAAUGUAAAUAUGUAAAUGAAUAUGUAAAUAUGUAAAUAUGUAAAUAUGUAAAUAUGUAAAUAUGUAAAAAUGUAAAAAUGUAAAAAUGUAAAUAUGUGAAUGUAUAUUGUGACUAACCUCUGCUCUUGUCUUUCCAGUUGCCGGCUGUCUUCAGUUCCACGCACAUGAUCUUUAUAUUAAACAUAGUAGCAGUAGAAGUACAUGCGUAGAUUUAACAUAGUAGCAGUAGAAUAGCAUAGAAGUAAAACUAAUCCCAUAAGUGCAUCAUACCAACUAUUAUAAUAGCAAUGUAGUCGUUUGCAUGCAUGUGAGGUUUCAUCAACAGGACAAGACCCCUCUGACGGUGUGAGUGUCCUCUGACAACUGCUGCAUGUGUGAAUGCUGGCUGCUUCCAGAGGAGCUCCCACCAUUGCACCUUGACAUCCACCCAUUGCUGACGGGAUAGGAUACUGGUGAUUCCAGGAACUGGUCAUCAUGGGACUGCAACUACUGAUCCUUUCCUCCACCCAUUCUUAACCCUCUGUCCUUUCUUCACCACUGUCUACCUACCAUCUCUCCGUCAUCCCUCUCAACCCAACCGGUCGAGACAGAAGGCCGCCCCAUAGAGCCUGGGUUCUGUCCAAGGUUUCUCAAAGAGUUUUUCCUUGCCUCCGUUGCCAAGUGCUUGCUCGUGUGGGGUUCAGUUGGUUCUCUUUCUAGAUAACUUCCAUAUGAUGAUUAGAA